UCUAAGGUUAAAGGAUUAAUAAAUCUUGUAAACUAAUCUCCCACUUGCAUAAACAAAUAAACAACUAGUUUUUAUCGCUCAAAUCAGAUCUAAAGGGGAGAAUCAUUCAAAUUCCAAAACAGGUUUCCUCCAUCAACACAAGAACUGAAGAACCCUUGAAGGAAUCAUCUUUAGAUGACUUCAGUUUAGAUGACUUCAGUUGUACCUCGGGGAGCGUAGUUAGUUGUACCUUUGGGAGAUAGUGAAACAUGGGUGUCCAAGAAACUGGGGAUGAUGAAAAUAAAGGAACAAAGAACAAGUACAGAAGAAUGGAUUCUGAGCUUACCGAUUAUGGUAAUAAUGAUCCAGAGGUUGUACAAUACAAUCAGACACAGCGACAAAGAAGCAAGAGAACCAGAAAGUACGUUUUUGCUUGUGCUGUUUUCGCAUCUCUCAACAAUGUCCUUCUUGGCUAUGAUGUAGGUGUUAUGAGUGGAGCAAUCAUAUUCAUCCAAGAAGACCUGAACAUCACAGAGCUUCAGGAAGAGAUUCUUAUCGGUAGCCUAAGUGUCAUCUCCAUAUUGGGUAGUUUGGCCGGAGGAAGAGUCUCCGACGCCGUUGGCCGGAAAUGGAGCAUGGGUCUUGCUGCAAUCAUCUUCCAGAUUGGUGCAGCUAUAAUGACCUUCGCUCCUACUUUCAAAUUUCUAAUGAUUGGUCGACUCCUUGCCGGAGUGGGAAUCGGUUUUGGUGUCAUGAUAGCUCCUGUCUACAUCGCCGAGAUUUCUCCGACUAUCUCUCGAGGUUCAUUCACCUCAUUUCCGGAAAUUUUCAUAAACCUUGGGAUUUUACUAGGUUAUGUAUCCAACUACGCGUUUUCUGGAUUUUCUUCCCACACAAAUUGGCGAAUCAUGCUUGCAGUUGGAAUCCUUCCGUCUGUUUUCAUAGCGUUUGCAAUAUUCAUAAUCCCGGAAUCACCAAGGUGGUUAGUGAUGCAAAACCAAGUCGAUGAAGCAAGAUCGGUUUUGAUGAAAACAAAUGAAAUGGACUCGGAAGCGGAGGAGCGGCUAUCGGAGAUACUAGCAUCCGCCGGAGCAAAAACCGGAGACACCGCCGUCUGGCGGGAAUUGCUAACUCCGACGCCAUCUGUCCGGCGAAUGUUAUUCACUGGAAUCGGAAUCCAAUGUUUCCAACAGAUCACCGGAAUUGACGCGACGGUGUACUACAGCCCUGAGAUCCUACAAACCGCCGGACUUCAAGACAAGUCAAGGCUUUUAGCCGCAACCGUAGCCGUCGGAAUCUCGAAAACUGCCUUUAUCAUGGUGGCGAUCUUAGUCAUCGAUAAAGUUGGAAGAAAGCCGUUACUAUAUGUGAGCACCAUCGGAAUGACUUUUUGUUUGUGUGGUUUGGCGAUAGCUCUCUCGUUAUUUAAUGGAACAUCUAUCGGAGUGGAAUUGGUGAUUCUAUUGGUUUGCGGGAAUGUGGCGUUCUUUUCGGUCGGAAUUGGACCAAUUUGCGGAGUUUUGACAUCAGAGAUAUUUCCAUUGCGGUUAAGGGCACAAGCAUUCUCAUUAGGGGCGGUAGGGAAUAGGGUUUGUAGUGGUAUUGUUGCAAUGUCAUUUUUAUCUGUUUCUCAUGCCAUUUCGAUGUGGGGGACAUUUUUUAUUUUCACCAUGGUAUCUGCUUUAUCGGUUGUUUUCGUUUACAAAUUUGUUCCUGAGACGAAAGGAAAAUCAUUGGAACAAAUCGAGUCGUUGUUCGGUAACGAACACGAUUCACUAGAAAACGAAGUAGAGCUAUCAGAUACUCAACGGUUGGUGCCAAAUCAAGAAAAAUCGUCAUUUAUUAUUUAA
Lactuca saligna is the source of this 1829-nucleotide messenger RNA. The record is from the annotation of a GenBank genome assembly. NCBI's taxonomy places the organism in Eukaryota, Viridiplantae, Streptophyta, Magnoliopsida, Asterales, Asteraceae.